Molecule: messenger RNA, 306 nt
Organism: Protopolystoma xenopodis
Lineage: Eukaryota; Metazoa; Platyhelminthes; Monogenea; Polystomatidea; Polystomatidae
Source: the annotation of a GenBank genome assembly
AUGUCCCGUUUCUUGUUCCCUCUGCAUCAGGCUGCCCCAAGCCAGCCCCCCAGAUUCAUGCUACCCUAUGCUGUCGGUGGCGCCCCUUCACAACCUGGCUCUCAUCUGACCCAGCUUGGCCAGCCUAGUCUGCCUCAUAAACAUAUGAUUGCGCCAAUGGCAGACUACUAUGCGAUCCAAGGCACCACUGUACCAGCUCCAGGAUCCUUAGUUUCUUCAGUCCCAAAUGCCAUCCCUAGUAGUUCGUAUGGACAACCUUACAUUCCGGCAGGCUAUGACCCUGGCAUCGGUGAGCCCACUAAAUAA